AUGUCGCAGUACAUGACGGAGCAGCAGCGCGAACCCCUGCAGCACGUCGACCAGGCGGCGUCCGAGCAGGCGGCGCGGAUCACCUGCGCCGUGGACCGCAAUCUCUGCAGGCGCUUGGCUUCCAGCGCCCGCGACCACUACGACCAGCUACUUCGACAUCAAACCGCCAGCAUCGCCGCGACGAGCCUCGCCGCCCCGAACGCGGCGACGACCGCCAACCCCGCCGCGAAGAGCCUCGCCGCGACGGUCGACGCGCAGCUCGCGAACAUCCCGGACAGCUUGGCCACGCGGGUUACAGUUGCCAGUGCCCCGCGGGCGCCGCCUCACGCGCCACUGGCCGAAGCUCUGCGAAACUGCCGCCAACCUCAGCGCGAUCUGCAGCCAGAUCAGGGGGCCGCGCCGCUGCCGAAGCCGCCCCCGUGGCCAUGGGAGAUGAAGAUAUGCCGCCGCCUGGUCAUCCUCCUGCUGGCCCGCCCCCGGGCGCUGCCGACCCCUGGGCCAACGGCAGGUUCGGCUCACAGCUCGCGCGCGACAUCGAGCUGGCACCUACCUGUCCAUCUCGAGAGCUUGACGCCGCAGCCGCCGCACAAACCGCGCCAGCUCCUGGACUCGCCGCACAUCGUCCAGAGCAGCAUCCUACACUUGCUGAGCGAAAUGAGCCGCUUCCUGGAAUUCCCGAAGAUCUUCGCGUCGCCCAUUGUGGAGGACCACGACGAGCCCGCCGGCGCCCGCUGCGGCGUCGCGGAGCUGCCGGCGCCCGCGGGCGAGGGCCCGGAGCAGGAGCAGCAGCCCGCCGCCGCCGAGCACACGGGCACCGGGGCGUCCACGACUGGGCCCCUGCAAGAGCUGUUCCAGCAGCAGAGGCAGCAGCGCCAGCAGGAGGGCGCCUCCGAGGGCGAGCCGGAGGCCGGCGCGACGCAGCAGCAGAUGGACGAGGCGCAGCGGCGGCCGAGGGACCGUUGGCGGCAUGCGGUCGGGUCGGCCGAGAGCUUCGCCGGCAUGAUCGUCAGCGCAAUUGUAGGCACGUCUUGCUGGCCCGACUCCCCGUGCGGAGGGCUGGCCCACCGCGGAGCCUACGGCGGUUGCGGCUGCACCCUUUGGGCUGAGGGGCGCCGCGCCUCGCUCGCCCUCGCCUGCUGCGGGGUCGCCCUGCGCAGGAGGGAGCUGCCAGCGGGUCCUAUCUACGAGGCUCGCCUCACCGACCUGACUCACCGCGCGGAGGGCUACCCUCCCGCGACAGGGGCGGUCAACGUGCCUCCUGCCCCGUCUUCACGCUCGGCGCAGCCCUCCGCAUUCCACCAGCCGCCCGUCCACCCAGCAGGCGCGGCCUGCCUCGACGCCCCGGCCUCCGCCGCUGCUGCCCUGCGCUCUCUCCGCGGCCCCAGCGAGCGGCCAGCGCGCUCCGGGGAGCGGUACCCGAGCCCCCGCGUGGAGGCCGACUGCGCGCGCCGUGCCCUGGCUGGCAUGGUCUCGGCGCACCUGCGCGGCGAAUCCAGCAUCGGCCGCCUCGUCAGCGUGGGGUGGAAGGCUGGAGCCCUGGCGCAGCACAGCGAUGGCAUCUCCUCUCGGUUCGCCUGGCCUUAA
Molecule: messenger RNA, 1584 nt
Organism: Prorocentrum cordatum
Lineage: Eukaryota; Dinophyceae; Prorocentrales; Prorocentraceae
Source: the annotation of a GenBank genome assembly